Sceloporus undulatus (fence lizard) is the source of this 978-nucleotide messenger RNA. RefSeq names its product POU class 1 homeobox 1 (gene POU1F1). The record is from RefSeq and is a predicted model, not a curated record. NCBI's taxonomy places the organism in Eukaryota, Metazoa, Chordata, Lepidosauria, Squamata, Phrynosomatidae. Gene Ontology annotation, molecular function: RNA polymerase II cis-regulatory region sequence-specific DNA binding; DNA-binding transcription factor activity, RNA polymerase II-specific. The transcript is spliced from 6 exons. The coding region runs from base 1 to 978 and encodes 325 amino acids. Gene Ontology annotation, biological process: regulation of transcription by RNA polymerase II.
AUGAGUUGUCAAGUCUUUCCUUCAACUGACACCUUCAUCCCUUUGAAUUCGGAUUCAUCUCCCACUCUGCCUCUGAUAAUGCAUCAUAGUGCUGCAGAGUGUAUACCCGUCUCCAACCAUGCCACUAAUGUGGUGUCCACAGCCUCAUCUGUUUUGUCUUUGAUCCCAUCUUUUAAAUGUUCCCACACAUGCUCUGCCAUGGCAACUUGGGGAAAUGGUGUCGCAGGUCUGCAUUAUUCUGUCCCUUCUUGCCAUUAUGGAAACCAACAGGCUGCAUAUGGGGUGAUGGCAGGUAGCCUCACUCCCUGUCUUUAUAAAUUCCCUGACCAUGCCUUCAGUGCCAGUUCUUGUGCUUUGGGCCACAGCUUUACUCCCAUGCACCCAUCAAUCCUUGGAGAUGACCCUACCACCGUGGAUUUUAAGCAAGAAUUCCGGAAGAAGAAUAAGGCCAUUGAAGAACCAAUAGACAUGGACUCUCCAGAAAUCAGGGAGCUUGAAAAAUUUGCCAAUGAUUUCAAACUGAGAAGAAUUAAGCUGGGUUAUACACAGACAAAUGUAGGAGAAGCUUUGGCUGCUGUGCAUGGCUCUGAAUUCAGCCAGACAACAAUUUGCCGAUUUGAAAACUUGCAACUGAGCUUCAAGAAUGCUUGCAAAUUGAAAUCAAUUCUAACAAAGUGGCUGGAGGAAGCAGAGCAAGUGGGAGCUUUAUACAGUGAAAAGGCUGGAGUGAAUGAACGGAAGAGAAAGCGCAGAACAACUAUUAGCAUUGCUGCUAAAGAAGCCUUAGAAAGCCAUUUUGCAGAACAAAGCAAGCCUUCAUCUCAGGAGAUCAUGAGGAUGGCAGAGGGGCUCAAUCUGGAGAAGGAAGUGGUGAGAGUUUGGUUCUGCAAUAGAAGACAAAGAGAAAAGAGAGUGAAGACAAGUUUACAUCACAACACCUUUAAUUCCAUUAUUAAGGAUCAUCAAGAGUGCCAGUAG